Acanthosepion pharaonis is the source of this 693-nucleotide messenger RNA. The record is from the annotation of a GenBank genome assembly. NCBI's taxonomy places the organism in Eukaryota, Metazoa, Mollusca, Cephalopoda, Sepiida, Sepiidae.
AUGAUUCGGGAACAUGGGUACUGCCACUUCACUGAUCGUUCGUUCUUUCAAAGACCGGUGUUUAAGGAAGUCAGUGUCUUUUUUUUCUUUCCUUCUUUUGGUCUUUCUUUUUUGUUUUUCUUUCCUUCUUUUUUUACUUGCUGCUUUUUUCUUUCUUUUUUCUUUCCUUUUAUCCUUCUCUUCUUUUUUCUUUGCGCCUUUUUCCUUUCCUUUUCCCUCUUUUUUCUAACCUUCGCUUUUUAUCUUUGUUUCUUUUUUUCUUUUUUAUCACGUUUUCCUUUCCGUCUUUUUUAUUCGCUUUCUUUUCCUUUCCUUUUUUUUUUUCUUAGCUUAACUGUAUUCUAUUUUAUUUGCUUUUCCUUCUUUGUUCCUUUUCUUCUUUUUUCCUCCUUUAUUCCUUUCUUUUUCUUCCUUUUUUCCAUCUUUCUGUUUCUUUCUUCGUUCCUUUAUGCAUUUAUCUUCUCACUCUCCUCCUUUGUUUACUCUUACUAUUCCCCUUCGCAUCGUUUCCUCUGCUUUUUUUCCUUCUUCCUUCCUGUUCCACAACACUUAUGCUUACUACCGUCUUGUUGCACAUCCAUCUGCAUUUGUAUUUAUUUAUUUAUCUCUCUCUCUUUCUUUUCUCUCUCUCUCUCUCUCUCUCUCUCUCUCUCUCUCUCUGUCUCUCUCUCAGUAUCGCAUUUACGGGUAUAA